CAAUCCAAUAGCACCUCCAAGUCCCCAUACGCCUGGUGUACCAGCAGGACUGAGUUACUCCUGGCAAUACUGCAACACAAUGGCUUCCAGGGGCCAGGGCUCCUCUACUCUGCCCCCAAAGAGUAGCAGCUACAGAGAAGUAUCCAAAAUGCACAUGCUGAGUGGCAGAUUCUACAAAAACCAGCAGCCCAACGUGGAUGAUGUGGUCAUGGUGAAGGUUCUGGCCAUCUUUGAGCACGGUGCCUAUGUUAUGCUGUUGGAAUACAAUUGCAUUAAAGCUAUGAUCUAUCUGAAGGAGCUCUCCACCACGCGUAUCCACUCCAUCGGGAGAAUUCUCAGGGUGAGAAGGAAAGCGUGCCUCAGGGUUAUCAAAGUUGCUAAGGACACAGGAUAUAUUAAUUUGUCUAAAAGGAGUAUUACCCCAGAACAAGUAAAGAAAUGUGAAGAUAAGUACAAAAAAUCUGAAACGGUUUUCAGGAUUCUGUUCCGAGUGGCAAGGGUUCUGGGCUACACAGAGGAUAAGCAACUGGAGAGCCUAUGCAGAAGAACCGCAUGGGUGUUUGAUGACAGAUACAACUGUCCAGGAUAUGGAGCAUAUGCUGCAUUCAAACACUCUGUCUUUGACCCCUCUGUUCUUGAUGGUCUGACCUUAAAUGAAAGGGAAAGACGUGUUCUUACUAACACCAUAAAGCGCCGUCUGGUGCCACCAGUUGUGAAAAUCCAAGCGGAUGUUGAAGUGGCAUGCUACAGGUAUGAAGGCAUUGAUGCUGUGAAGGAUGCAUUGAGAGCAGGGCUGAGUUGUUCCACAGAGAACAUGCCAAUUAAGAUCAAUCAAAUCAAAGCAAUCAAAAUUGCUUCACCUUGUUAUGCAAUAACUACCACUACCCAGAGGAGAUGGGAAGGCACCUCUGCUUUAAACCAAGCAAUACAGGCCAUCAAGGCAAAGAUUGAGGAGAAAAGAGGUGUAUUUAAUGUCCAGAUGGAGCCUAAGGUAAUCGCGCCUACAGUUGAACUACAGCUUGCACAACUGUUCGAGCGACUACAGACAGAAAAUGCUAGAGGAUGAUGAAGAAAAUCACAACACUGAAGAAAUCAUUGGCGAAGCCUAGAAAAAACCAUAGGGAUCAUUUGUUAUGACCACUUCUGUAUAUGAAUCUGUGUCCGCCUUUCUUAUUGGGUAUUUCCAAUUUCCAAUGUGUUAAUAAAAAAGGAAUAACCAUACAUUUCCAACAAAAUUCCUAUGGUGAAGCCGUUUGGCUUAAAUGAAAAUAUAGAACUGAGGCCGUAUCUAAAUCAGUGUAUGCCUUUAUUUUUAGGUUAGAGUGUUUGAAAAAAAUCCCUUCAAUAUAAUCCAUUUUUAGUGUUUUGGAGGGAGGUAAGCGGUACAUCUAGGGUUGCCACCUUUUUUUCCAAAUAACACUGGCCUUCGGGUAAGGGGCGGGCUUGUUGGUGGCAAGUUUUGGUUGAAUAAAAACAAGAUUUCCUACCAAAUAAAGCCCCCUGUAAGCUGAUAGUUUGCAUAGAGGCUGCCUAAUAGCCAAUAUUAGCCCUUAUUUGGCACCUCCAUGAACUUUUAUGGUGCUUGUCUUUUUACAUUUGACUGUGGCUCACGAGUAAGAAAGGUUGGGGACCCCUGCCCUAUGGCAUCUUACAGCAGCCCCUCUGGCAGUCUACAAAUUGCUAUUCCAAGCCUGUUGUGAUGGGAUAUAAAGGACAAGAAGCUGAAGUUAAUAAUAAGUUGCCUGGUGAAGCUGGAGUAGUGAAACGUGUUGCAACAAGAAGUGCAACAAAAAGCUAUCUUGACACAUAUAAAAUGAUUUUGGAAGGAAUUUGUACUGUUUAUGAUUACUGAUUGCGAUACUGGCUACACAGAGGAACUAUUGCACGUUGCACUUUAGUCUCAUGAACUUUUUUAAUUACUGGCCUUUUUAUUGAUGGAUUAUAAAGCAAUUACUUAUUAAAGGACACAUGUGGUCAUAACAGCAA
Molecule: messenger RNA, 1986 nt
Organism: Xenopus tropicalis (tropical clawed frog)
Lineage: Eukaryota; Metazoa; Chordata; Amphibia; Anura; Pipidae
Product: eukaryotic translation initiation factor 2 subunit 1
Exons: 8
Coding region: 80-1066 (328 amino acids)
Cellular component (GO): cytoplasmic stress granule
Molecular function (GO): translation initiation factor activity; RNA binding; nucleic acid binding
Source: RefSeq, a predicted model, not a curated record